UACAUUUACACGAUAUAGUACGGUAAGGCUAGCAUUUGUCGCUGAACUGUGAGACACUUGAAUUGCCGGGACCUUGAUGAGCGGACCUGUUUCCCUUCUCCAAUUGUGAAUCAACUUGACCAUGUCGCAAGGAUACCCGGUGACCGCCCAGCCGUACGUCCAUGGCCACACGACCGGCCACACCACCGUCGUCAUGACUAGCACGUCACAGGUGAAGCAGACCAGAGACUGGUCAUCUGGACUUUUCGGCUGCUUUGACGACAUAGGAACAUGUUUGUGUGGCACGUUCUGCAGCCUGUGCCUCGAGUGCCAGGUGGCCAUGAAGAUGGGUGAACACUGCUGUGUGCCUGUCUGUGUCCCAGGGGCCAUCAUCACCAUGAGAACAGGCAUGCGGGAGAGACACCAUAUUCAUGGCGGGAUGCUUAACGACUGUUGUAUGUCGUCCUUCUGUGGAGCAUGUGUGCUCUGUCAGCUGGCACGUGAGCUGAAACACACCGGGGAAUGGCAGCUCAACUAAAUGUGGACAACACGAGACGUCAUGCAGUCACCCCGGUUAUCCUUACCGAUGUGGAGGCCUUAGUUAAAGCCUGAACUUGCUCGUGCCGAUAUAACCGAUGCUUCAUAUUCAAUUUUAUAGUUGCAAAGUAGCAGCAGCAGCAGCAGCAGCUUAAGGCUGUAUUAUAAAGAGUAUAUUUCCACCUGUAGCAUACGUUCUAUUUUACCUGUUUCUGUGUAAUCCUCACAGCAGUUGUCAAGAAACUACCAUAAAACAAGCAUGGCCACUAUUGCCACCGUUCAACUCACUGAUAGUUCUUUGUACUCAGGGUAUGGUUUAUAAUGCACAAAUCGGCAUACCGAUGACGACCUUCCAGCUUUGUAGUGCCUUGGAAACUUUAAACCCAGAAAUGGCUCAAGCGACAUUGUCCUAACAACUUUCGCCUUUCGUGAGACAGUUUCCCCUUGCCCUUGGUCACUGUGACACUGUUGGGUCAUCUCUUAAGGAAUGGAAUCGGUGAUACUGUUGGGCCAUCUCUUAAGGAAUGGAAUCGGUGACACUGUUGGGCCAUCUCUUAAGGAAUGGAAUCGGUGACACUGUUGGGCCAUCUCUUAAGGAAUGGAAUCGGUGACACUGUUGGGCCAUCUCUUAAGGAAUGGAAUCGGUGACACUGUUGGGCCAUCUCUUAAGGAAUGGAAUCGGUGACACUGUUGGGCCAUCUCUUAAGGAAUGGAAUCGGUGACACUGUUGGGCCAUCUCUUAAGGAAUGGAAUCGGUGACACUGUUGGGCCAUCUCUUAAGGAAUGGAAUCGGUGACACUGUUGGGCCAUCUCUUAAGGAAUGGAAUCGGUGACACUGUUGGGCCAUCUCUUAAGGAAUGGAAUCGGUGAUACUGUUGGGCCAUCUCUUAAGGAAUGGAAUCGGUGACACUGUUGGGCCAUCUCUUAAGGAAUGGAAUCGGUGACACUGUUGGGCCAUCUCUUAAGGAAUGGAAUCGGUGAUACUGUUGGGCCAUCUCUUAAGGAAUGGAAUCGGUGACACUGUUGGGCCAUCUCUUAAGGAAUGGAAUCGGUGACACUGUUGGGCCAUCUCUUAAGGAAUGGAAUCGGUGACACUGUCGGGUCAUCUCUUAAGGAAUGGAAUCGGUGACACUUUUGGGCCAUCUCUUAAGGAAUGGAAUCGGUGACAUUGUUGGGCCAUCUCUUAAGGAAUGGAAUCGGUGACACUGUUGGGCCAUCUCUUAAGGAAUGGAAUCGGUGACACUGUUGGGCCAUCUCUUAAGGAAUGGAAUCGGUGACACUGUUGGGCCAUCUCUUAAGGAAUGGAAUCGGUGACACUGUUGGGCCAUCUCUUAAGGAAUGGAAUCGGUGAGACUGUUGAGCCAUCUCUUAAGGAAUGGAAUCGGUGAGACUGUUGAGCCAUCUCUUAAGGAAUGGAAUCGGUGACACUGUUGGGCCAUCUCUUAAGGAAUGGAAUCGGUGACACUGUUGGGCCAUCUCUUAAGGAAUGGAAUCGGUGACACUGUUGGGCCAUCUCUUAAGGAAUGGAAUCGGUGACACUGUUGGGCCAUCUCUUAAGGAAUGGAAUCGGUGACAUUGUUGGGCCAUCUCUUAAGGAAUGGAAUCGGUGACACUUUUGGGCCAUCUCUUAAGGAAUGGAAUCGGUGACACUGUUGGGCCAUCUCUUAAGGAAUGGAAUCGGUGACACUGUUGGGCCAUCUCUUAAGGAAUGGAAUCGGUGACACUGUUGGGCCAUCUCUUAAGGAAUGGAAUCGGUGACACUGUUGGGCCAUCUCUUAAGGAAUGGAAUCGGCAAAUGCUGUGCAUUUAUAAACGUCAUGCUGACAUACUUACCAUCACAACCACUCCUUUGUAAUUUCAAAUUAAUACUAUCACGUUUUUAAAUAUCAAUAUUUGCUCUCUCUACGUGUGUAUCUUCAUCGAAAACAUAAAACACCAGGAUGUACA
Messenger RNA from Haliotis rubra (blacklip abalone), 2463 nucleotides. Its product is annotated as cornifelin homolog. The record is from RefSeq and is a predicted model, not a curated record. The coding region runs from base 122 to 517 and encodes 131 amino acids. The transcript is spliced from 5 exons. NCBI's taxonomy places the organism in Eukaryota, Metazoa, Mollusca, Gastropoda, Lepetellida, Haliotidae.